Procambarus clarkii (red swamp crayfish) is the source of this 3050-nucleotide messenger RNA. Lineage: Eukaryota; Metazoa; Arthropoda; Malacostraca; Decapoda; Cambaridae. The record is from RefSeq and is a predicted model, not a curated record.
ACUCUGUGCCCUGCCGCCUGCUCGGUCAGGUAUACUCAGCUCCAGUGGGUAUACAGGAGCUGCCGUGGUUUACACAGAGCUACACCGGGUAUACAGGCGUUGAAAGGUCUUAUACCAGCAUCUGAAGUGAAGUGUACUAAAUUAAUAACUCGGUGAACAGCAAGAAUUAGUUUGUCUUUAUAGGAAAGAAUUGUGUAGCGGUGGAUGAGGAUGGAGGGGCCGGGAGCCGACACGAGGCCAGGCGCCCCAGUACGGUGCCUCGCACACCUCACUCGUCGCGGCGUGCUGGUGUCGACGCUGCUCUCUCUCCUCAUCGUAAGUCACCAUCUUGCCUUCACCGUUGUGGUUGUGGUGGUGAAGGUGGGCGUGGUCUACGGCAGCCCUCACCAUCCCCAGCUCACCAUACCGGACCUCCUCGACCCCGCCUCCUGCCCCCCCACCUACCACCAACACCCUCUGGUGUUGGUGUCGCUGGACGGGUUCCGGGCCGAGUACCUGAGGCGGGGGGUGACGCCGACGCUGGAGCUGCUGGCCGCCCGGGGCACCAGGGCCCCCUACAUGAAGCCUUCCUUCCCCACCAUCACCUUCCCCAACCACUACACCGUCGUCUCGGGGCUGUACCCUUCGGCACAUGGGAUAAUCGCCAACCGGUUCUACGAUCCGGUGUUCAAAGCCGAGUUCCGUCCAGGGCGACCUGAGAGCUUCGAGCGUCGCUGGUGGGGCGGGGAACCCAUCUGGAAGACUCUACAGAGCCAGGGCAAGAUGGCAGCGACGUACUACUGGCCGGGGUCCGAGGUAGAGGGUAACCACCCCAGCUACUGGUACUACUACAACGAGUCAGUGCCCUUCCACGCUCGCGUUGACAAGGUGUUGUCGUGGCUGGACCUGCCUCCUGAGACCAGACCUGCCUUCAUCACCCUGUAUAUGCACGAACCUGACCAGACAGGUCAUGAGUACGGACCGUACUCCCAUGAGAUGGAGCAAAUGUUGGUCGGUGUUGACUUAGAGGUGAAGCGCCUGGUGGAGGGGCUCCAGGCACGCAGCCUCCUGGCCUGCGUUAAUCUGCUGGUGAUCUCUGACCACGGCAUGGUGCAGGCGGGGCAGGACAAAGCUAUCAACCUCAGCUCCUUCAUCCCCAACCUCGCCAACGAUACCAGGUUCUGGAAAGGCGCCUUCGGAAGAUUUACGCCUCAUGAUAACACACCCGCCACCACGACCACCAUGAUGGAGGCUCUGGCUUGCCGCCGACCACACCUCCGGGUCCACCACAGGCAUCUCCUCCCAGUCAGGUGGCACAUGGGGUCUCAGCGCCGCGUGGAGGACGUUGUGUUGGACCUGGACGCCGGCUACACCGUCGGGGCGGACCAGUCCUACAAGGCUGACGAAGGAGAUCACGGCUACGACCACUACCUCCAGUUCAUGAAUGCGCUGUUUCUGGGCCACGGACCAGAGCUGCGGAGGAACACGGAGGUGGAGGCCUUCCACAACAUCGAACUCUACAACCUGAUGUGUGUGCUGGUGGGGGUGGAGCCCGCCCCCAACAACGGCACCUGGGGCGCUCUCCACCACCUGCUGGCCAGCCCGCCCCCGCCGCCCCUGCCCUCCUACCACGUGAUGCCCCCUGUAGCAGAGGUGCCUGGGGAAGAGGAGCUGGGGCAGCGAUGGUCAGGGGCCCAGUGCCAGGGGGACAACUUGGAUACGGUGCCACUGAUAGGGACACUAGAGGGGGCUCGAACCAUGAUGACAAGUGUUGUGUCGGAACACUUACCCUGGGGCGUCCCUCAGUCACAACACUCAACACUCCUGCUCCUACAGCCAGACUGUGUCACUGCUUAUUCCCCCGUGGUGAAGCUUCCUCUGUGGACGAGCUUCACGGUGUCCAGUGAUGCUGCCCCCUGGAGGAGUGACGUGAGGCUGGGGCCACAACACACCCCUGGUGCUGCUGCCCCCUGGAGGAGUGACGUGAGGCUGGGGCCACAACACACCCCUGGUGCUGCUGCCCCCUGGAGGAGUGACGUGAGGCUGGGGCCACAACACACCCCUGGUGCUGCUGCCCCCUGGAGGAGUGACGUGAGGCUGGGGUCACAACACACCCCUGGUGCUGCUGCCCCCUGGAGGAGUGACGUGAGGCUGGGGCCACAACACACCCCUGGUGCUGCUGCCCCCUGGAGGAGUGACGUGAGGCUGGGGCCACAACACACCCCCUCCUGCCCCAGCUAUAACACUGUCCUCGCCUCCAAUGUCUCGGCUCACCCGCUCUUCCCUCCUGAGUUCAGCAGCAGGAGAGAGUAUGGUGACUUACCUUACCUGAUCAGUAAUGCACUGCCCUUCACCGCCCAAUUAACGAAGCGGUGGCAGCAACUGCUGGAGUUGGUGAGGGAGUGGGCACUCCUCCACGGGCCGCUCAACCUCCUCAGCGGCUCCGUCUUCGACUACGACGCAGACACUAUUGCUGAUGAUCUGGCUACAGUCAGCGAGGGCGGAGGACUGGUGGUGCCGACCCACGUGUUCCUGGUCGUGACCCGCUGCUUGGCGCCGGUGGUGCAGCUGGACCAGUGCCCCCACUCUCAGCUGGACGCUCUGGCCUUCGUCUACCCCCAGGACCUGGCCCUCACUAACUGUCUGGACGCCCGGAGCUACGCGCGAGAGAACAGCGCCAAGGUGCGCGACGUGGAGAUGAUCGCUGGCCUGCAGGUCUUCCCGGAUAUGCAAGAUGAAGAUCGCCUGCGACUGCAACUGAGAAUCCAUUCUAAUAUCUGGGGAGAUGAGAGCUGGUGGAACAGACUCCGCACUGAUGGCACUAAUCUCAGCAAAUGAUACUUCAAGUUGGGCAGACGUGAUGGGCAGGAAGCUCGCUCGGAAAUUAUCCACUUGCAUUCAAUACUGAAGCUAUUUCUUACGCAUUCAAGAAGCUCGUACUGUUUCAACAUGUUGUGAUAUUAAACAAUAUUUUACCAUUAUAUAUAUAUUUGUGCGUUUGUGUGCUUACUCACCUAGUUGUGCUUGCGGGGGUUCAGCGUAGGCUCAUUGGUCCCGCCUCUCAACUGUCA